Molecule: messenger RNA, 2883 nt
Organism: Drosophila busckii
Lineage: Eukaryota; Metazoa; Arthropoda; Insecta; Diptera; Drosophilidae
Exons: 7
Coding region: 267-1970 (567 amino acids)
Molecular function (GO): zinc ion binding
Source: RefSeq, a predicted model, not a curated record
CAACAACAAAAUAAAUGCAAAUGCAAAAAAAUCGACAACAUUAUACAUACAAAUAAGAAAAAUCUUGCCAAAAUAAAAAUAAUACAAAUUUUUAAAUAAUGCAAUAGUGCAAGUGCGGGUGCACUGUGUUUCCUGCUGCAUAAUUCAAUAAUUUAUUCGAGGUACCGUGGGCAAAGCUUACGCCUAAGACAUUUACUUACUUAACCCUGAGCCAGCAGUGAAAUAAUGUUACGACAUGUCCUCCCUAUACUUUAAUUUAAAAUAGAAUGCUACCAAUUCUUAGCACUUUAAUGCGUUGCUCGAAGCGAGUACUGCAAACACCGCUAGAGGUGACCAAGAUGCGCAGCUCAGGACACAGCAAGGCACCUGGCGCUGGUGCCUAUGGACCAUUCAUGCCGCCCAGCGAUCUCAGCUGCUCGGGCCGGGGUGAUUGUGUGAACAACACCUGUGUCUGCGACAUACGCUAUGCAGGCGAUGAGUGCGAUUUCUUUAAUCUCCCUUACUAUGCCGGCAUAUCCACAGUCUUCUAUGUGGUGGCUCUUGUCUCGGUCAUACAGUUGCUCAUCUGCAUUGUGGCCGAGUAUCAACGACUGAAGCGACCCUCGAUUUUGCGCGCCUGCCGCAUCACCACACAAAAGUUGCUCUACUUUAUGGUUUUUGUGGCUGCCUCUCUACGUGGAGCCUACUUCACUACUCCGUUGGAUCUGCAGCCACAAUGGGCCAUUACACUCAUGUCCGCCUAUUAUCCCUUACUCAUGACGUGCGCUUCUCUCAUCGUCUGCAUGUGGGCCGAGAUCUUUCAUCUACGCGAUAUACGUUGGGAGCGAUCGCAGUUCCUAUCGAAGAGCUUCCUUGGCUUCGUCGCAUUCAAUUUCUUCCUCUAUAGCUUAUUUGGCAUCGAAGUCUUUAGCUCGCUGAUCAACACAGAACGCCGUGAUUAUGCGCACAUCUUCAACGGUUGCUAUGCCGCCUUGCUCUUAAUAGUGGUCAUCUUCUUUCUCAUCUAUGGCGUGGAAGUGUUCUUCAAACUGCGCGGUGGUUUUGUUUACGAUCAAACGGGCAAAAUAUUGGGACCCAGUGAGGCCAUAGUAAAUGCCUCACAGCUGCAUCAGUCACGAUUCGGGCUGCUCAGUCAGGCCAUAAUGCUAAUUGUAAUUGUUGGAUUCCUUACAUCCGAGACAUUGGGCGACUUUUGGAAGACUAAAGUGCCUGUUAACUCGCGUAAUUGGCACGAUAUUAUAUUUCGCAUAGCUGAAAUCGGCGUAGCACUUUGGUUUCCUUGCUGCCUGUGGAACUGCAUGGCGCCCGAACAAUUAUGGAUCUUGAACCCACGCAAGCUGUUGUCACGUCAAAUUGAUCCAUCAAUACCAACACUCGAUGCGGAUAGCAAUAAGUUAUCACCCGAGGAGGGUCAGACGUUCUUAAGCAAAAAGGAUUGCUGGAUAUGCUAUGAUAGCGACAAGCCCGAACCACUAAUACAGCCCUGUCGCUGCACUGGCGAUGUCAGCUCGGUGCAUCACGAGUGUCUCAAGCGGUGGUUGGUGGAGAGCUGUGGCAGCAAUAAUGAGACACAGCUUGCCUGCAAGGUCUGCGCGCAUCCCUAUGAAAUUGAAAAGUCCAAAAAACUCGAAUGGGACAAGGGUUUCACCAUACAGCACUGGAUGAAAACUGUCAUACUUAUUACGCUCAUGUGCGUCACUGGUGCCACCGCCUGGGCUGUUAUACAAAUGUAUGUGGAUCCCAUGGUGCGCGUCUUGACCGUUGGCGUUGCCGUGCUUAUUGCCUAUGUUUGCGUCAAAUGCUUGGGCGAGAAUACUGUUGUGGCCUAUCAACGUGCCAAGGUUAGCUCCAUCAAUAUAGUCAACACCUCUGCCUCGGAAACGGAAAAGCUGCAUACGAUCUGUGAGGAUGUUAGUGCCAGCACUUCAGCCGCUGCAGCGGCAGCCAGAGCUGGGACCGCCAUUUCCUAAAAUUAACGCUCCAAGCAGUAUUCAGUUCUAUGCCAUAAGUAAACAUCACAAACACACGUUAGCUUAGAGAGAAUGGGAGCUGCACAGAUUAUUUUGCUCAAUGCACUAGAGAAUGUUAGUGAGGAAUAUAUAAAUAUAUAGAGAGAGAUAGAGAGAGCGAGAGUAAGCAGAAACACAAAUCUUCCCUUUAAAUACUGUGUACAUAGGUUUUUAAGUCGUAGUUUUUAAACGAGUCAAUUUUGUCUCUCAAAAGUAAAAAGUAGCAUGCAAUUAUUCCAAUCGCGACAUGUAUUAACGAAACAGCAACAACAACAACAACAACCAAAAAAGCCAAAUAUUAUAUAAUCUAUAUAUACACAUAAAUACAUUUUGUAUUUCAGUAUCAAAUACGAGUACAACACACAAAUUAACAAUGAGAACUUCUUGAGAUUAAAAAUGAAGCGUACACGUUGCCAAUUAUGUAGCUGCAAAGUUUCAAAAUACUUAUUAUUAUGUAGUAAAGUGGCACCAGUCAAUGUCAGUCUAGCUGAACAUGUUUGUAGUUUGUAGUUUACAUACCGAUAUACAUAUAUUUAUAUAUUUCAAUUUAUAUCCUUUAUAGCAUUUCUUUCGAAUUCAUGCAGCACAGCGAAGUUUCUUUAGCGAAUAUUAUUUUAAGCAAACCACUCUCACACACACACACACACACACACACACACACACACAUACACAUGUAUUUCUAGUUUGUAAUUCAUUAUGUAUUCAUUGCGAAUGCCGUUACGUUUACCUUAAUCCCUUACACUUAACGAAAAUCCCUAUUUAUAAACAACUUAUUUAUAUUUAUGUAUGUAUAGUUGAUGAAUUUCAAUUCAAUUCGAUUCGUUUCGAUUCAAAGUAAUACUUUUUCUACACAUUAGUAGUAAAUCACAAAAUA